Messenger RNA from Phacochoerus africanus (Common warthog), 1622 nucleotides. It is a transcript of the gene GDPD1, whose product is annotated as glycerophosphodiester phosphodiesterase domain containing 1. NCBI's taxonomy places the organism in Eukaryota, Metazoa, Chordata, Mammalia, Artiodactyla, Suidae. The record is from RefSeq and is a predicted model, not a curated record. The coding region runs from base 106 to 1050 and encodes 314 amino acids. The transcript is spliced from 10 exons. Gene Ontology annotation, molecular function: phosphoric diester hydrolase activity; phosphatidylcholine lysophospholipase A1 activity. Gene Ontology annotation, cellular component: endoplasmic reticulum membrane. Gene Ontology annotation, biological process: N-acylethanolamine metabolic process; glycerophospholipid catabolic process.
GGCGAGCAGACCUCGAGCAGCUACCGCCGCCGCCGCAGCCGUUGCGACGGUCUCAGCCGAGUUCAGAGGGCCAGGAGGUGGGAGACUUCCCACACGGUGGCUGAGAUGUCGUCCUCCGCGGCUUUUUAUCUUCUCUCUACCCUGGGAGGGUACUUGGUCACCUCCUUCUUGUUGCUCAAAUACCCGACCUUGCUGCACCAGAGAAAGAAGCAGCGAUUCCUCAGUAAACACAUCUCUCACCGCGGAGGUGCUGGGGAAAAUUUGGAGAAUACAAUGGCAGCCUUUCAGCAUGCAGUUACAAUUGGAACUGAUAUGUUGGAACUGGACUGCCAUAUCACAAAAGACGAACAAGUUGUAGUGUCACACGAUGAGAAUCUAAAGAGAUCAACUGGGGUCAAUGUAAACAUCUCCGAUCUCAAGUACUGUGAACUCCCACCUUACCUUGGCAAACUGGAUGUCUCAUUUCAAAAAGCAUGCCAAUGCGAAGGAAAAGACAACCGAAUUCCAUUACUGAAGGAAGUUUUUGAGGCCUUUCCUAACACUCCCAUUAACAUCGAUAUCAAAGUCAACAACAAUUUGCUGAUUAAGAAGGUUUCAGAGUUGGUGAAGCAGUACAGACGAGAACACAUAACAGUGUGGGGUAAUGCCAGUUAUGAAAUUGUAGAAAAGUGCUACAAAGAGAAUUCAGAUAUUCCUAUACUCUUCAGUUUACAACGUGUUCUGCUCAUUCUCGGCCUGUUCUUCACUGGCCUCUUGCCCUUUGUGCCCAUCAGAGAACAGUUUUUUGAAAUCCCAAUGCCUUCUAUCAUAUUGAAACUGAAAGAACCACACACGAUGUCCAGAAGUCAAAAGUUUCUCAUCUGGCUUUCUGACAUUUUAUUAAUGAGGAAAGCUUUGUUUGACCAUCUCACUGCCCGAGGCAUUCAGGUGUAUAUUUGGGUAUUAAAUGAAGAACAGGAAUACAAAAGAGCUUUUGAUUUGGGAGCAACCGGGGUGAUGACAGACUAUCCAACAAAGCUUAAGGAUUUUUUACAUAAUGUUUCAGAAUAGAAAAGAAGCUACUCAGAAGCAUUUCAAGAAAAUAUGAAAAGACUAAGAAAAAAAAAAUUUCACUCUUUCCCUAAGCCAUUUCCAGAAUGGUAAAAGGUUUAAUCAGUUAAGUUUUUAUUACCUCAUUUUUAAGCCUGUCUGAGAAUGUAGAAACUAUAUAUUGUAUAUUUAUUUUAAAUAAUAUUGCAUAUUUUACAUUUUCAAAUUGUUUAGAAAGAUAACUGGCUAUGAGAUGUGCGUAGAUUAUUGAUCAAGAUUUCUGUAUGUGAUGCUAUAUUCUACUAUUAUAAGUAAUUCUGAAAUCAAAGACUAUUGGAUAAACUUGACACUAGCCUUCACUGGAAUAAGUCAACUAAGUAGUAAGACAGAAUUACCAAGGCCAUUACAGCUAUCUGAGUUGUCUUGGUAUCUCUAGGUACAUCUUAGUUAAAGGGGAAAUUUCGUACAAUGGAAGGAGAGCUUGGAAAUCAGUGAUGUAACAUCUGACAAGAUGUUUGUUGUUAACAGAAAGUAGACUCAAAGAAAUAAGUGAAAGUUUAUUACGUGAUCAGAAAUAAAAUCUGUAGAUUGAA